UGCCCACCUACCAGCCCAGACACUGGGCACCAACAGGCUCCUCCCCAACUGGGCCCUUAUCAGGAAGCAAUUUGGGUUGGUGGGGAGGGGAAGUCCCAGGCCCCAGGCUGGAGCAAGGUGGGUAGGAGAGAUAGGGAAGUGGGGAGGGGGCCGUGGGGCCCUGCUGGAGGCCAGAGGGUGAAAGGGAUGCCCAGAGCCAGCGGAGGGGGCUUUCGCCCAGUGCUGUCCUUGCUGGCCUGGUCCUCGACAUGGUGCCGGAGCAGCUCCUGCCUUCCACCCUUGCCAGGCAAGACGCCCGCACCUUUAAUUAGCAAGUAGCAGCCUCUCCCCGAUUCAUCACAGUCACUGUUUAAUUAG
Talpa occidentalis (Iberian mole) is the source of this 357-nucleotide messenger RNA. RefSeq lists its product as uncharacterized. Lineage: Eukaryota; Metazoa; Chordata; Mammalia; Eulipotyphla; Talpidae. The record is from RefSeq and is a predicted model, not a curated record.